Galendromus occidentalis (western predatory mite) is the source of this 1916-nucleotide messenger RNA. RefSeq names its product aarF domain containing kinase 5 (gene Adck5). The record is from RefSeq and is a predicted model, not a curated record. The transcript has 11 exons. Lineage: Eukaryota; Metazoa; Arthropoda; Arachnida; Mesostigmata; Phytoseiidae. Bases 97 to 1758 code for a protein of 553 amino acids.
GAUGUGAAGCACCCUCCGGACGAAGAGGAGGUCUAAAGGUAUUGAUUUCCGCGAAAAUGAAUCGUGGGGAUUUUCUUUGCACCGAAUAAGUCCGGCAUGAGAUUACAAAUGUUCAGAAAGUUUGCGAGAUUGGUGCCGAAGCGGAGAACGCUAGCCAGCGCCGGUGUACUGACCGCUUCAGGCAUCCUUGGCUAUUACAGCCUCGAAGAAAGUUAUCGGAAACAAAUCCGAAUUUCUUCAAGCGGUAUUGUAAGGUUUCUACGGACCCUCCGGAUAGGGACGAUAAUUUCGGUCGACUACUGGCUCACCAAUAAUUUAUCCCCUGACUCCUUAUCGGCAUGUCAUCUGCGUUGUUCAUCCCGCAUUCUCGAUGGAUGCCUCAGGAACGGCGGCGUUUACGUGAAAUUAGGCCAAGGUCUCGUAGCCAUGAACCACAUCCUACCUGAAGAAUAUUUAGAUACGCUCGAGGUGCUCCACGACCGGGCCUUGCGAGACUUGCCUCUUGACGAGGUGGAGAAAACGUUUAUCGAAGACUUUGGCGACAAACCUCAAUCGCUAUUCAACUCUUUUGAGCCGGAAUGUGUGGCAGCGGCCAGUCUGGCUCAGGUUUUCAAAGCGCAAACCAAGGAGGGUCGUGACGUGGCUGUGAAAAUACAGUACAGCGAUCUGCGGGCAAGGUUUUCUGGCGACGUUUGGACUCUUGGAAUCCUGGUCUCUCUGGCUGGAUGGAUGCAUCCGGAUUACGACUUCAGAUGGGUACUGGACUAUCUCCGGACCUCAUUGGUCAGAGAGCUCGACUUCGAAAUCGAAGCGGAAAACAUGAGAAAGUGUGCGCGCGACCUCGCCGAUCUCCAUUUCAUCAUGGUCCCGGAAAUUGUCGACAGUCUUUCGUCGAAGCGAGUGCUGACCAUGGAUUGGAUCGACGGUAUCAAGAUCAACAGGAAUUCCGAGUUGCAAGAGAAAGGAUAUUCGCUUCAUGAUAUCGAUUUUAAGCUCAUAAAAGCAUCGUCUACACAAGUUUUCCGUCACGGGUUUCUCCACGGAGACCCUCAUCCAGGCAAUGUUUUGGUCGUCCCGAAUCCGAAAAAGCCGACGGAUCCCUACUUGUGUCUUCUGGACCAUGGACUUUACGAGCGUCUCGACGACUCGACUCGUUUAUCUCUCUGCUCCUUGUGGAGGUCAAUCGUGUACAACGAUGAUAAUGGGAUGAGGGAGAGCUCAAAACGCCUCGGAGUUCCGGAAGAGAAUUAUCGGAUAUUCUGCGAGUUGCUAGUUCAGAGACCUCUACUGUUUCGUGCCAGAAGUGGAGUUCCGCUUGCGAAAGGAUUGAGCAAACGCGAAAUGCAGUACAUGAAAGAGAUGGCUGCCAAGAGAUUCGACGAAAUCAUGGCCUGUCUGAGAGUCCUGCCACGGCCUAUGCUCCUGGUCUUCCGAAAUAUAAACACCGUAAGAUCCAUCGCGAAAACGCACGGUCACCCCGUAGACCGGUUUUCCGUCAUGGCUCGAGAAGCCGAUCUUGCUCUAUUCAGGAGGAAGUUCCGGGAUGGAAGGAUGAUACUUUAUAGGAAACUAUACUCAAAUUUGAUAUAUGUGAUCCGGCGAGCUCAACUCGAACUGUUCCUCGUUUGUGUUCGAGUGGCAGACUGGGUUUCCCGACAUGUACAAAGGAUUGUGCUUUACUACAAUCAAGACGUCGCGGACCUCGUGGACCAUGUAAAGAGGUCCCACGAAAAGCGGGAGCGCUUUCUCGUCGAGUGAUCGAAUCAGCUUCGCGACAGCGAGUACCAACUUGUAAAUACUGAUCCGCAAGGAGCUACAGCCGCGGAGACUAAAUGCUUCGGAAUCCCCCGCGAUUUCGGCUUCCCAGAACAACGACCGCAUGAUCAAUAAAGCAGUCUUUCGCUCGAGCGGAGCUU